Paramecium tetraurelia is the source of this 1284-nucleotide messenger RNA. RefSeq lists its product as uncharacterized. Gene Ontology annotation, molecular function: protein binding. Gene Ontology annotation, biological process: microtubule anchoring. Lineage: Eukaryota; Ciliophora; Oligohymenophorea; Peniculida; Parameciidae. Gene Ontology annotation, cellular component: microtubule organizing center. The transcript has 3 exons. The record is from RefSeq and is a predicted model, not a curated record.
AUGAAUAAUACUUAAAAUAUUGAGAAUCUUAAAAACUUAGUUGCAAAAAAAAUAGAAGCUGGAGGUUUCUUGAACUCAUUAAGAGCCUAACUAAAAGUAGAAGUUUAUAAAAUUAUUGAAUCUUAAGAUUAACGAUUAAAAGAAAAUGUUGGUUUUUAAUGGGAACAUCCUUUAUUGAAUUAAAUCAAAGGAAUGACAGAGGGAAUAAAAAGUCUUGAAUUAAUUUUGGAAUAUCUUGAAUUUUUCAAAUUUGAUUAUACUGCAUAAGUUUUAAGAAAAGAAGCUAACUUUAAUGAUCCUAUUAUUAAGGAAUCUUUGGCUCGAAAAUUAGGAUUAAAUUCAUCCCUUGAUAGUAUGAGACCUCUAUUAAUGAUUUUGGUUUCUGAGUUUUCAAAGGGAGGUUCUACUAUCAAUAUUCAAAGUCCUGUCAAUAAUGCAGCUCCCCCUGAAACAAACAUAACUAGAAACUAAUAGAAUAAAAAAUAACAAGAAGAGGAAUAAAAAAGAAAGCAAGAGGAAGAACAAAAGAAAAAGGACUAAGAAGAGAAGAAAAAGCUUGAAGAAAAGUAAAAGAAAGAAUAAGCCGACUCAAAAAAAGCUACCAAAAAAGAAGGCAAAGAUAGGCCUUAAACUGCACCACCUAAACCUGAAUAACCAGCUCCUAAUGUGAAUAAGAUUAGAGGAGGAUAAACAAAAUAAAAUGCUCUAACUUCCAUGUUUGGACUCGAUCUAGGAGGUAACUAAAAUUAGUUUGAAGAAGAUGAUAUCUUUUCUAAUAAACCAAAAUAAUAAUAAUAAUAACAACAAAAACCUUAAUAAAAUACAAAGGUGAAUAAUUAAAUUAAAAACAAUAAUGCUUAUGCUUAUGAUGUAGGAGCUGAUUCUCAAUCUAAAAAUUAAAAAGCUCAAAAUGUAAAGGGAAAUGCAGGAAAAUAGGUAUCAUCUGACCCUUAUGCCUUUGAUUUAGAUGAGUAACCAAAAUAAUCUUAAAAGAAAUAUGAUUAUGAUCCCAAUUAGACAAUAGGAAAGAAAUUUAAUAAUCCUUAUGCCAUAGGAGAUCCCUAAAAAGGAUAGCCUUAAAAAGGAUAAAAAAAUGACGAAAUCGAAGAGGACAUUGAUGAUUUCCAGUAGUCUAGAGAUGAUAGGGCUAAAUAAUCAAAUUAAUUAUUUACAUCCGAUGACGAUUAUUAAAGAGCGACCUAAUCAUUGGGUGUUGACGAAAGUGUAGACUCAUUAGCAUUAGAAGAGUACGAUUAUUAUGAAGAUGUAUUUCGCAAGAGAUGA